This is a messenger RNA of Ambispora leptoticha, 408 nucleotides long. The record is from the annotation of a GenBank genome assembly. Lineage: Eukaryota; Fungi; Glomeromycota; Glomeromycetes; Archaeosporales; Ambisporaceae.
AUGAUAUAUGGGGCAUGCGUCGCGUCGUUUGUGUACAUUAUUUCUUUUCACACAUUACCGACAGUUCCAGAACAUCGAUCUUCAAUUAUGCAAGACAUUUCCACUGAUCCAUAUUUUCAAAACACCCCACCAACGGAAUUUCGAUUUCUGGAUUACUAUCGUCACCGGCAGAAUCAACCCGAUUUUACCUUUUCAUUUAAAGAAGAGUCAGGCAGGCUUUGGCGUUGUCUGGAGUCGCUGGUGAAUAAUGGUUUGAGUGACGUUGAGUCAGCUGCCAAACGUCCCGAGAAGGGAAAACAUACUUCCAUGGCUACGGUGGAUGCGGUACAUCCACUUUACGGCGGUACCGCCAUGUCCACAAGCUUUGGUUUCCCAACCUUUAUUGUGGAGAUGGGACCCUUCAUUUGA